Molecule: messenger RNA, 655 nt
Organism: Papaver somniferum (opium poppy)
Lineage: Eukaryota; Viridiplantae; Streptophyta; Magnoliopsida; Ranunculales; Papaveraceae
Product: CST complex subunit STN1-like
Exons: 1
Biological process (GO): double-strand break repair via homologous recombination; DNA replication; nucleotide-excision repair
Cellular component (GO): DNA replication factor A complex; site of double-strand break; chromosome, telomeric region
Molecular function (GO): nucleic acid binding
Source: RefSeq, a predicted model, not a curated record
UCCUCUGAAACCUUCAUUCGGACACUUUCUACACUUAAAAGGGAUCCAGUUAAGAACUCUCACGCAAAACUCUUGGCGUUCGACAUUCUCUCACUAAGCCGGCGUAAUAUAUCAUCUCCAUCAUCAUCCUCAAAUACUGUCAUCUUCUAUCGAAAAUCUCAACAAAUUUGCAGAGUUGAAACCCUCGGCGUGGUUGUGACUAGAGAAUUCAAGGCGGGAAAAUCCCUAAAGUUCUUAAUCGACGAUGGUACUGGUUGUGUCUCAUGCAUUCUCUGGUUGAACCAACUUACUUCUUCUCACUUCUCUAGAAAAAUCCCUGAUGAUGUUCGGAUCUUGGCAGAAAUUGCUAACAAUCACUCCUCUAAGAUACAAAUUGGUCGGCUUGCUAGAAUUCGCGGUCGCGUUACAGUUUAUAGAGGAAAGAUAGAGAUUACUGUAACAGAUGUUGUAAUCGAGAGAGAUCCAAAUGCAGAGAUUCUACACUGGUUAGACUGUGUUAAGUUAGCUCGGAAUUGUUAUGAUGUUGUUGCUCCUAAUGUCCAAUGAAGGUUACCCAUUUGUUGGGAACACAAGUUAGGGUUUGAAUGAGUAAAUGUAUGACUAAUUCUACUCCAUUUUGUAACCCUCUUAACAGAAUCUAAUACAUAUUUCCAUU